Delphinapterus leucas (beluga whale) is the source of this 5771-nucleotide messenger RNA. The record is from RefSeq and is a predicted model, not a curated record. NCBI's taxonomy places the organism in Eukaryota, Metazoa, Chordata, Mammalia, Artiodactyla, Monodontidae.
GAGCUGUCGUGGUCCCCGCGGUAAUAAAAGCGCGCGGGAGAGAGGAGGGAAUCCCUGCUAGCCUGCCUCUCAUGGGGCGGGGUCUCGUCUUCCUCCUGGGUAAAGAUUUCUCCAGGAAAACUAUGAAGCACCAAGAGGUGUUCCGGACUCUGGGUCUGUUCACUUCUUUUCGUUGAAAAUGGACUGCCCGUAGGCUCGAGAGGAAGGCCGUGCCGCUCUGGCCGACUCUGGAGGUGCUGGGGACGUGGGCACUCGCGGCCCGUGCAGGGCCACGGGAGCAAGUGGCGCGUCUUCAUUGAGGAUUUAGGACAUUGAGGGAAUGAGGGGCAGGGGAGACUGUAGGGACUAUUAGUUUGCCAUGCGAGCUGGAAUUUUCCAAGUCUGUGGGUUUUAGGGAGAGAGGCCCCUAUUUUGAUUAAGUAAUGUACCCUCCCACCAGCCCUAGAGAAGAGCGGCAUCUCAUUAGCGGGAUAUUUACAUUUCCAGGCCGCCUUGCCGGGCCUGAUGUUGAGGCAGCCCCCCGGCGUCCAGAGCGCUAGGUUCAGGGCUCGUUCUCACUCAGCAGUCUGUCCUUUAAUUGGUUGUUUCACUGGUGGUUUGUGGCCAGGGUUGGGUGGUACUCUGGCCCUUGGCCAUUCUCUGAGUUGGAGGGUCCCAGCCACCUAUGGGCCAAAUGGGGCCUUGACAGAGGAAGAGUAGUUUUUAGGACAAAAUCGGUAAAAGAAGGGAGAGCGCAUCUCUUUGGGGAGCUCUGGGGACAGCAGAGGGAGAUGAAGCUGCAGAGGUGGGCAGGAGGCCAGGAGUGAGAGGCCCUCCAUGCCAUGCAGAGAAGUUGAGAGUUCAUCUGGUAGGGAGUGGAGGGGAAGUCAUUGAAGAAUCCUGCACAGACUUCAGUGUUGGAAAGAUCACUUUGUGUCUUUCAGGUGGACAGGUCUGUGGUGAAUCAAGAGGCAGGGCCUGUCGGCCUCAGAGGGAGAAGUGCAGGAUGGGAGGAGACACAGGUACUUCUCAGGAGCCCUAGUGGCAGGAAAACAGUUGGGCCGCUGAAGCUGGGUGGAUACCUUGGGUGAGUUCUCCUCACCUUGGCUUGUCACCUGAAAUAAUCCCACCUGGUAGCACUGCCGGGAGAGCAGCAUAGGAAAAAUGAAGAAACAAGUCACAGAUUGGGAGAAGAUAUUUGCAACAUCUUUUGGUGUCCAGAUAUGUAAAGAACUACCAAUCAUAAGAAAAAGGCCAAGAACCCAUUAGAAGAGUGGUCAAAAGACAUGAUAAGUGACUUGGAGUCAAGAAGAUUUUCUGAGCAUAAUUUAUACAUUUAACCUGUAAAAAAAGUCAUCUUGGAAUUGGAGACUCUUUUUGCCCCAUCUGAAGUCCAUAUGGCUCUGUAUGAUGAGGACCUCCUGAAAAAUCCCUUCUAUCUGGCUCUUCAAAAGUGGCGUCCUGACUUGUGCAACAAGGUGGCCCAAACCCGUGGCAUUGUGUUAGUACCCUGCAAAGGAAGCCUGUCAGGCAGUGUUCAGUCUACUUGUCAAUUUGAGUCCUACAUUUUGAUCCCAGUGGAAGAACACUUUCAGACCUUAAAUGGAAAGGAUGUCUUUAUCCAAGGAAACAGGAUUAAACUAGGAGCUGGUUUCGCCUGUCUUCCCUCAGUGCCCAUUCUCUUUGAAGAAACUUUCUACAAUGAAAAAGAAGAAAGUUUCAGCAUACUGUGCAUAGCCCAUCCUUUGGAAAAGAGAGAGAGUUCAGAAGAGCCUUCAACACCCUCAGAUCCCUUUUCCCUGAAAACCAUCGAAGACGUGAGAGAGUUUUUGGGAAGACAUGCAGAGAGAUUUGACAGGAACAUCGCUUCUUUCCAGCGAACGUUCAGAGAGUGUGAAAGAAAGAGCCUCCGUCAUCACAUAGACUCCGUGAAUGCUCUCUACACCAGAUGCCUCCAGCAACUGCUGAGGGACUCCCGCCUGAAAGUGCUCGCCAAGCAGGAGGCCCAGAUGAACCUGAUGAAACAGGCUGUAGAGAUGUAUGUCCAGCACGAUAUUUACGACCUGAUCUUUAAAUAUGUGGGGACCAUGGAGGCAAGUGAGGAUGCUGCCUUUAACAAGAUCACAAGGAGCCUUCAAGAUCUUCAGCAGAAGGAUAUUGGUGUGAAACCUGAGUUCAGCUUCAACAUACCUCGUGCCAAGAGGGAGCUGGCUCAGCUGAACAGGUGCACGUCCCCGCAGCAGAAGCUGGCUUGUUUGUGGAAGGUGGUGCAGCUGAUCACCCAGUCUCCCAGCCAGAGAGUUAACUUGGAGACCAUGUGUGCUGAUGAUCUGCUAUCAGUCCUGUUGUAUUUGCUUGUGAAAACGGAGAUCCCUAAUUGGAUGGCAAAUUUGAGUUAUAUCAAAAACUUCCGAUUUAGCAGCUCAGCAAAAGAUGAACUGGGAUACUGCCUGACCUCAGUUGAGGCUGCAAUUGAAUAUAUUCGGCAGGGAAGCCUCUCCGUUAAGCCACUGGAGUCCGAGGGAUUUGGCGACAGACUGUUCCUUAAGCAGAGAAUGAGCUUGCUGUCUCAGCUGACCUCAACUCCCAUUGACUGCUUGUUUCAGCACAUCGCAUCAGGUAACCAGAAAGAAGUGGAAAGACUUCUGAGCCAGGAAGACCGAGAUAAAGAUGCCGUCCAAAAGAUGUGUCACCCUCUGUGCUUCUGUGAUGACUGUGAGAAACUCGUCUCAGGGAGGCUGAAUGACCCCUCCAUUGUCACUCCAUUCUCCAGAGACGACAGGGGUCAUACACCGCUCCAUGUGGCUGCCCUCUGCGGGCAGGCAUCCCUCAUUGACUUUCUGGUUUCCAAGGGCGCGGUGGUGAACGCUACAGACUACCAUGGCUCCACCCCGCUGCAUCUUGCGUGUCAGAAGGGCUGUCAGAGCGUGACGCUGCUGCUGCUGCACUACAAAGCCAGCGCCGACGUGCAAGACAACAACGGCAACACCCCUCUGCACCUGGCCUGCACCUACGGCCACGAAGACUGUGUGAAGGCUCUGGUCUACUAUGACGUGCAGUCCUGCAGACUAGAUAUUGGUAACGAGAAAGGAGACACUCCCCUGCACAUUGCUGCCCGCUGGGGUUACCAAAGCAUCAUAGAGACGUUGCUACAGAACGGAGCGUCCACAGAGAUCCAGAACAGGCUGAAGGAAACGCCCCUCAAGUGUGCGUUAAACUCAAAGAUUCUGUCCAUGAUGGAAGCCCACCAUCCGUCCUUCGAGAGGGAGCAGAAGUCUUCAGAGGUGCCCGCGCGGCCCCCUCAGUGCUCCGUGGAUUCCAUCAGCCAGGGCUCCUGCGCUUCCAGCUUCUCAUCCGCGUCGCUGAGCUCCAGGCAAGAGGAGCCCAGAAAGUUCUACAGGGAGCCCACAGAGCAGACCAUGGCGUGGAUGUGCCCAUCCCCUGCAGGUGGGGAGCCCUCACUGACUCCGCCCCGGGCUCCUCCUUCGCUGUCACCCCCAGGCUGUGACCUGCUCUCGGAGGGCCCAGUAGAAAAACUUUUAAGAGCCACUGCUGAUGGAGACCUAGAAAUGGUGCGUUACCUGUUGGAGUGGACAGAGGAGGACCCGGAUGAAGUGGAGGAUGCUGUCAGGGCGGUGGAUCUUGAAUUUUGUCACCCCUUGUGCCAGUGCCCCAAAUGUGCUCCAGCUCAAAAGAAGCUGGCAAAGAUUCCUGCCAGUGGGCUUGGUGUGAAUGUGACCAACCAGGAUGGUUCCUCCCCACUGCACGUUGCUGCCCUGCAUGGUCGGGCGGACCUCCUUCUCCUCCUCGUGAAGCACGGUGCCAGUGUGGGGGCCAGAGACGCAAAGCAGGCCGUCCCACUCCACCUGGCCUGCCAGAAGGGCCACUUCCAGGUGGUGAAAUGUCUACUAGAUUCUAAUGCAAAACCCAAUAAAAAGGAUAUAAGUGGAAACACACCCCUCCUUUAUGCUUGUUCCAGAGGCCACCACGAAGUUGCGGCACUGUUGCUGCAGCAUGGGGCCUCCAUUAAUGCUUCUAACAAUAAGGGCAACACAGCACUGCACGAGGCUGUGAUAGAAAAGCACGUCUUCGUGGUGGAGCUGCUUCUGCUUCAUGGAGCAUCAGUUCAGGUCUUGAACAAGAGGCAGUGCACAGCUAUAGACUGUGCUGAACAGAAUUCAAAAAUAAUGGAAUUGCUUCAGGUAGUUCCAAGCUGUGUGGCCACGUUAGAUGAUGUUGGAGAAACAGACCACAACGAGUACGUUACUGUGAAGAUCAGGAAAAAAUGGAACUCCAAAAUGUAUGAUCUACCAGAUGAACCUUUUACAAGACAGUUUUACUUUGUCCACUCAGUUGGUCAGUUUAAGGGAAGGACCUCAAGGGAGAUUAUGGCAAGAGAUAGAAGUGUCCCUAAUUUUGCUGAAGAUUCUUUGCAUGAGCCAGGGAGGCAAAGAGUCACUCGGAAGCAGAAUAACCUGCCAGACCAGAGCAGCUCUCAGACAGCUGACAAAGGAAACGAUGGUCAGCCGGAGAGGCCUGGACCGAGACAAACUGCUCCUGGACAAAGGCGAAUGCUCCGUAGACACAUAGUCAAUGAUGCGGUUGUACCCAAGGGCCCAGAGACUGCUGGCAACCUGACCACUCCCCAAGAGGCUAGCAUUUCCCAAUCUUAAUAGUAAUAAGGAAUUAUCUACUGCCAAGAAGCGAGUCCUCAACAAGAAGAUGCCAAGCAUGAGUACAGCUUAGAACUAAACGAACUUACUGUUUGUCUUGAGAGAAAAGCAGAAAGGUCCUGAAAGCUUUUCUGUGGCAGAUGGAAAGAAUGCAACAACAAAAAGCUAUCACCAUCUCUUUCCUCUUCAAAGCUAAUGGAUACACUUGAAAAAGAAUGGACAAAAGUUCCAGUAGUGUCCAGAUCCUUAAGACGCUUCUUCUUAUGUAUUAGGGUUCCUUGGUUACAGCGAGGUUUCAUCACCAGAUUCUGACCUCCUUCUACUGAAAGGUGCUAGACUUCUGGGAUGUGUAUAAACUUGCAAACCACAGCUAAAAGAAUUCCUCCCUCUGCGAUAAGCUGAAGAAAAGCAAUUUAGGUUUCAUGGUACCGUGGAGGCCGGGCGGAAAUGUUGCAUUGGAAUGAAGGAAAUAGGACCUGAAAAAUGUCCCUUUGCAAGCAACACUUGAACCCAAAGAUGCCUAAAUGCCAUUUUGAUGCUCAUUUUAGUUGAAAGGACACACAUGACAUGUUCUACACUAUGUAUGUGGGGAAAGUUGGGUAUAAUUUUUCUUCUAAAAAAUUAAGUACAGAUAAUUGAUCACUGCACUUAUACACCUGUAGCAGUGUCUCUGGAAAAAUCCCUUUCCGUUAAGAGCCUCCCUUAAAUGUCACACCUGAUGGAUGGUUCCUGAACUAUACAGUAGACUUGGCACACCUUUUCUUAGUCUUUUGAUUCAAAAGAUUCAAAACUUACAGCACAAACCAGGUCAAAGUUACCUUAAAUUAGAAUUUAUUACCAUUUAUUCCUUUUUAUAAAUUUCUAUAGCUUAUACUCAUUUUUUUUGUUAUCAAUUGGUCUAGAGCUGCAAACAUGGGUUUGUCCAGAGUACAUUUUCAAACAACUUUGUAAUAGGAAAAUGGUUCUGUGCACGUUCUUGGAAACACUUGCGUAUGUACAGAAGGGAGGGGCUGAUUAUUUUUCUACAAAGUAAUUUAUGAUUUUUAAUUUUCUAAUGUGCCUUGGACAUGUGCCAAAUGAUGGAAAAGAAACAGUAAACUUUAUGAUUCUUGAGCGUGU